Molecule: messenger RNA, 1412 nt
Organism: Solanum stenotomum
Lineage: Eukaryota; Viridiplantae; Streptophyta; Magnoliopsida; Solanales; Solanaceae
Exons: 6
Coding region: 367-1173 (268 amino acids)
Molecular function (GO): phosphatidylinositol transfer activity
Source: RefSeq, a predicted model, not a curated record
GUUAUUACCGUCAGUGUGUUUGUUAGGUAUCAACCAAAUUUGUACAUAUUUGCUUUGAAUAGUAACAUAGUUGGGUAUUAUUACAUUACAGUGUCCAAAAAAGAAGACUACAAGCGUGUGAAAAUUCCAUUUUCCGUCUGUUCCCUCUUUUUAACUGUUAAAAGUGAAUGAUCACCUACUUUGCGUGAUUUCUCUACAACUUCGAGUGGUGUUGUCUACUUUUUCUAUUUUUCUACAAGAAUCAAUUGUUAUUGUGUUAAUGUAGAGAGAGAGAGGGGGAUCACAAGUUUCUCUCUUUUGUAAGAUAGCUUUCAAGUCCAAAUCUUUCUGCCAUCUUCCUAAUUCCUCCGUUCCAAGAAAGGAACCAUGUUCCGGAGAAAGUCGUCUCACACGAAUCAGGCUGAUGAUUCUGCAAGCCGUGAUGCAAAGGUUAGCGAGUUAAGAGUGGCUCUUGGACCUCUAUCUGGGCGAAGCUUAAAGUUCUGUACUGAUGUGUGUCUGAGGCGAUACUUAGAAGCUCGAAAUUGGAACCUUGACAAGGCAAAGAAAAUGCUCGAAGAGACUCUCAAAUGGAGAUCCAACUAUAAGCCUGAAGAAAUUCGUUGGCAUGAAGUGGCACAUGAAAGUGAAACUGGCAAAGUUUUUAAGGCCAAUUUUCGUGACCGACUAGGCAGGACUGUACUUAUAAUGAGGCCUGGGAAACAGAACACAUCAUCUCCGGAAGGUAAUAUUCGUCAGCUAGUCUAUCUGAUGGAGAAUGCUAUCCUUAACCUGCCAGAAGGCCAAGAACAAAUGUCUUGGUUGAUAGACUUCAAUGGAUGGUCAUUAAACACCAACAUUCCCAUUAAAACUGCAAGAGAUAUUAUCUACAUUUUGCAGAAUCACUAUCCAGAGAGGCUUGCAAUAGUUGUUCUUUAUAGUCCACCUAGAUUAUUCGAGGCAUUUUGGAAGGUAGUGAAAUAUUUUAUUGAUUCGAAAACAUUUGAGAAGAUCAAGUUUGUGUAUCCGAAUAACAAAGAUAGCGUGGAGUUGAUGAAGACUUUUUUCGAUACUGAGAAUCUUCCAAGUGAGUUUGGGGGGAAAGCCACAUUGAAUUACGAUCAUGAAGAAUUUUCCAAAUUGAUGGCUCAAGAAGAUGUCAAGACUGCUAAAUUUUGGGGUUUGACGAGGUGACAUCUCAUACUAAUGAUGAGCAAAGGUCAUGCCUGGUCAGUGACUGUUGCAUCAUCUGCAAGCUAAGCAAGUGCAGAAAGUCUACAAUAAUUAAACAGUGUAUUGUGAAAUUUGUGCAUUGUCAAAUCUUUUCUUUAUAAAUACUUUCUCAUCUUAUUCUGCCACAAAAAUUGACUAAUUUUAAUUAGUCUCUUGUUUGAACAGUGGACAUAUGCCAAUAAUUAUAAUUUUUAGUGGAA